This is a messenger RNA of Aplosporella prunicola CBS 121167, 1662 nucleotides long. RefSeq lists its product as uncharacterized. The record is from RefSeq and is a predicted model, not a curated record. The coding region runs from base 61 to 1662 and encodes 533 amino acids. Gene Ontology annotation, cellular component: endoplasmic reticulum membrane. The transcript has 4 exons. NCBI's taxonomy places the organism in Eukaryota, Fungi, Ascomycota, Dothideomycetes, Botryosphaeriales, Aplosporellaceae. Gene Ontology annotation, biological process: glycolipid translocation; dolichol-linked oligosaccharide biosynthetic process.
CGCAACAUAAGCCAUCCGACCGUGCUACUCCCACGAGACAGCCGGUUCAACGUCAACAAAAUGUCCAGCUCCGCGCUCUCAGCCUCGGCAAAAGGGGCAACCUUUCUCAUUUUACAACAAGUCGCCUCUCGCGCUCUCACAUUCGCCGUCAAUCAAGUUCUCCUUCGUUUCCUAUCUCCCGAGCUCCUGGGCGUCUCAGCGCAGCUCGAGCUCUUUUCCAUAUCCGUCCUGUACUUUUCGCGCGAGAGCCUGCGCGUCGCGCUGCAGCGCCAGGCCAAUGGCGUGCAGGCCGUGGUCAACAUGUCGUACAUAGCGAUCUACGCGGGCGCGGCACUGGCACACAUUCUGCCGUGGCUGUGGCUGCGCGCCGACGUCCCCGACGUGGCCUACUUCCGGCAGUCGCUGUGGAUGUACGCCUACGCGGCCAUCUUGGAGCUGGCCACCGAGCCGGCGUUCGUCGCGACGCAGCAGCUGAUGCUGUAUAAGAUCCGCGCGUCGGCCGAGUCGACGGCCACUGUCGUGCGCUGCUUCGCUACGUGUGGGUUCGCCAUCUUCGCUAGUAGGCUGGGCUUCGAUCCAGGAGCUUCACCGUUCGCUGUAGGACAGCUGGCGUACGCGGUGGUGCUGCUGGCGGUCUACUUAUGGAAGACGGUGCCGGUGACCAGAGAGCACAAGUUCAAGCUGUCGCUUGGGCCGAUACCGAACAGUAACUCCGCCGACUACUUCCUCAACACCUUCUCGCGCCCCCUCUCCAAACUAAGCCUCAGCCUCUUCCUCCAAUCCAGCAUCAAAUACGUCCUCACGCAAGGCGACGCCAUCCUCAUCACGUCGCUCGCCUCACUGCGCGACCAGGGUGCCUACGCCCUCGCAUCCAACUACGGCGGUCUCAUCGCGCGCAUGCUCUUCCAGCCCAUCGAAGAAAGCAGCCGCAACCUCUUCGCCAAGCUCUGCGCACCGGAGAAGCCCCCCUCCUCUUCCCCCGCAAAACCGUCUCUCCGCCAAGCCCGCACCAUCCUGACGCUCAUCCUGCGCCUGUACCAUCUCAUCUCGCUGGCAGCCUGCGCGGUCGGCCCCACCCUCGCGCCGCUGCUCCUGCGCCUUGUCGCGGGCGCCCGCUGGGCCGACACAGAGGCCGGCGAUACCCUCGCCACGUACUGCUUCUACGUGCCGCUUCUGGCGCUGAACGGCGUGACCGAGGCGUUUGUGGCAUCGGUGGCAGGAAACGCGGAGCUGGCGGCGCAGUCCGUGUACAUGGGCGGCUUCUUCGCGGGGUUCGCAGGCGCUGCGUGGCUGUUUCUGCAGGUACUGCAGCUGGGAGCGAGGGGGUUGGUGUUUGCGAACUGCGUUAAUAUGCUGAUGCGGAUUGUUUGGGGGUUGGGUUUUAUCAAGCGCUACUUUGCGCGCAAUGGUGAGCAUUUCGACUACCUCGCCACACUGCCCAAAGGCAUGAGCAUCGCUGCGGCAGUCACAGUGCCCGGCGUGUUGAAGCUAACAGAAGGCGCGCUGGCGCGGUACGGCCUCCUCGGGGAACUAGUCCGCGCGGGUGGUGUUGCCGCCGUCUUUGCCGUCGUGAUUCUUUUCCUCGAGCAGGAGUACUUGAAGCAGUGCUACCAGAUGCUGCGGCCGAAGAGGGAGGCGCCAGUGGAGAAAAAAGAGGACUGA